This is a messenger RNA of Cooperia oncophora, 267 nucleotides long. The record is from the annotation of a GenBank genome assembly. Lineage: Eukaryota; Metazoa; Nematoda; Chromadorea; Rhabditida; Trichostrongylidae.
AUGUCGCUGCAUGAGAGAGUUCUGAGCGUUCUCGCUUACAGGCCAGUGAACGAAGUUGUGAUUGGAGCACCAUACAACGUUACCGACGAUAUUAUUGAUCGAUUUAAUAUCUCUAUUGUCUGUCAAGGGAGUCGCGUUCCCCAUCACAAUCACAUCGGUCCGGAUCCGUUUGCAGCCCCGAAAAGACGAGGUAUCUAUCGUGAAGUGGACUCAAAAAGCGACAUGACAACGGCAAAGAUCAUCCAACGAAUCAUCGAGCACAGGUAA